AUAAAUUGUGAGUGAUUAUUUAUUACCAUAAACCACAAAUUGGUGACCUCGACGUGAUGGAAAACAAUGAAUCGUCAGUAGCAAGAGUCGCGGUGAAAAUUCCCGAGUUCAUUUCGUCGGAUCCCGAACUUUGGUUCGCCAUGGUCGAGGGAAGUUUUGCCAGCGCAGGUAUCAAGAUCGACAGUACGAAAUUUGGGUAUGUUGUCGGCGCAUUACCACCCAAAUAUGCGGUUGAAGUGAAAGAUAUCAUAAUGGCACCACCAUCGGAAAACAGGUACGUAAAAAUUAAACAAGAAUUGGUCAAACGUCUCAGCGCAUCCCAAGAAGAAAAAACUCGCCAACUAUUGGAACGGGUCGAAAUGGGUGAUAGAAAACCAUCGCAAUUUUUACGCCAUCUUCAAAGCCUAGCUGACACCUCCAUUCCUGAAACACUGUUAAAAACGCUGUGGAUGGGCCGACUACCGAAAAGUAUUCAGGUAGCGCUGGCGAUCGUCAAGGACUGCAAACUCGAGGACCUCGCAGCACACGCAGAUAAUAUUGCAGACGCGUCUGGUCCUAUGCUACCUCAGAUCGCGGAAUCAACUGUGAGUAAUACUCUGGAAGCUACGUUAAAUCUUAAGCUUUCACAGCUAGCGCUAGGGAUUAAUCAGGAAAUCACGGCGCUGAGAAAAGAAAUCGCUGAGAUCAACACCCGUCCUGCACGUGGGCGAAGCCCCGAUCCUAGUGCCCAUCGUUCAAGAUCUCGAUCACGAAGUCGUAAUUCACACGGUGUCAAUGGAAUCUGUUGGUAUCACUGGCGUUUUGGAUCCAACUCCCAGAAAUGUGUAAAGCCAUGUACAUAUAAGUCGGAAAACUAG
Molecule: messenger RNA, 857 nt
Organism: Aphis gossypii (cotton aphid)
Lineage: Eukaryota; Metazoa; Arthropoda; Insecta; Hemiptera; Aphididae
Exons: 1
Coding region: 57-857 (266 amino acids)
Source: RefSeq, a predicted model, not a curated record